Molecule: messenger RNA, 1270 nt
Organism: Westerdykella ornata
Lineage: Eukaryota; Fungi; Ascomycota; Dothideomycetes; Pleosporales; Sporormiaceae
Product: fumarylacetoacetate hydrolase family protein-like protein
Exons: 2
Coding region: 186-1115 (309 amino acids)
Molecular function (GO): catalytic activity
Source: RefSeq, a predicted model, not a curated record
CCAGAAGUAGCUCCGAAUCACUUGCUUACCUAAUUCCGAACCUGCAUCCCGCCGGUUCCGAUCGAUGGCAUGGCUUUGCCGGCCCCACUCCAGGCCCUCCGUCACCAGUGCAUAUACAUGUAUAUAUCUAUCCCCGCCGUCAUCUUGACCUCCGGCUCCCAACGCCAAUUGCACCUUCGCAGACUAUGGCGCCCGCAUGGAAACGCUUGAUCCGCUUCGAGGCCACGGACGGACGUGUCCUGAGAGGCGAACCCAUGCUUCCUUCGGAGGACUAUGAUGUCGGGAAGACGACUGCCGAAACUGGCCUCUCAGCCAAGGUCAUCCAUGUAGUCAAUGGGGAUAUCUUCGACGAGCAGACGAGGGUCACGGACGAGGAGGUCACGGUGAAGCAGUUGCUAGGCCCCAUAACGCAAACCGAGGUCCCCAUCAUCCGCGCCGUUGGACUGAACUUCAUCAAGCACAUCAAGGAAGGGGGGCGGACGCUACCUCCGUAUCCCGCCACUUUCAUCAAAGCAAACACCUGCAUCCAGGACCAUAAUGCUCCCAUUAUUAUCCCCGCCAUGGCCCAAGACGAACAGGCUGACUACGAGGGCGAGCUGUGCUUUAUACUCUCGCGCGACGCCAAGAACGUGCCAGAGUCCGAGGCCAUGUCGUACAUCGGGGGUUACUUGUGCGGCAACGAUGUCAGCUCGCGGAAGAUCCAGCGGGACCCAAAAAUCGCCGGGACGGUGCCCCAGUGGAAUUUCAGCAAAGGUUUCGACACGUACGCCCCGUUGGGACCCAUGAUUGUGAGUCCCGCAUUGAUACCGGAUCCGGCAAAGUUGUAUCUCAAGACGAGGGUGAAUGGGGAGUUGCGGCAGAGCGAGACUAUGGACGACUUCUGCUUCAAAGUACCCUAUCUACUGAGUUAUAUGAGCCAAGGGACGACAAUCAAAAAGGGUACGGUUGUCAUGACGGGAACACCGAGUGGUGUGGGCUAUGCGAUGAAUCCGCCCAGGUUUCUGCACCCUGGGGAUGUAGUGGAGGUCGAGAUUCUGCCGCACAUCGGGACUUUGAGCAAUCCAGUCGAAUACGAGCAGAAUGGCCUUAUUGUGCCACCACAGCCACUAGCCUAAAGGGCCUUUGCAAUAACUACAGUUCGCAUAUUUCUAUCCGGACACAAUUCGUGACCUGUGUCCUAGACUAGUAGUCUCCGCUUUGUGCAGCGUUGUUGGUGGCAUUCGUGCGUGUUGCGCUUGGAGUUUGGUGAAGUAAUCUCCCGAAGCUACAA